AUGGCGGCCACUAUAAUACACAGACCAAGACUUGUUAUAUUGGAUGAGCCCACGGUUGGCGUCGACUCUAUACUCCGGUACAGGAUUUGGUCCUAUUUGGAGAGUAUCUGCAAAAGUUAUGAAAAGGCAAUUGAGUCGGUAGUGGUCGGCAAAAACACGUUUGCACUCAUUUACCCAAAUAAUUACUCGCAAAAUAUGAGGGCUCGACUGCCCGACCCUUUUAGUGUAGACGAACAAGUGCUCAAUGAUAGUACUAUCCGUGAAUAUGCCGACCAUUCAGAUACUAUAACCUCAGUGUAUGUCAGGUAUCUGUACUUCAUUGACGGCUUAAUGACAUUUAUGCGCAAAAUUGGUACCGAAGAGGGUCUCAACCCAAAGACAUUUACUCUACCCAUCGAUUGGACACAACCCAUAUUCAACGGGUCCUUCUAUACGUCACACACAUACCCGUCCACAGGAAUCCUAUUAAUGAUUAUAUAUUUAUUUCCAAUGAUUUUCUCUGCGUUUUUCAUAUUAAAUGAUUUGCGAAACAAAUCACUGGAGCGCUCGUAUGUAGCGGGAGUGAAGCCGUUUGAAGUGUUUAUAGUGAUCAUGAUUAUUAUGACUGCCUUGAUAUCACUUCAAGUGGUCGUCUCCAUGAUAGUUAUGUAUAAUUUAUUUGAUAUCCCAAUCGACAGCUCAAUAUUACAAGUGUUUAUAUUACUCCUAUUGCACGGCAUAGAGGGUGUCGGCACCGGACUAUUCUUUUCACUACUUUUAAAGGACGAGAUAGUAAUCGUAGGCAUUGUAUUACCGCUAUUGAUCUGUUCGGGUGUCAUAUGGCCCUCAGAAGCCAUUCCUCUAUUUUUUCGUAUAUUCACUGAUUGGACACCAAUUACUUUGCCAUUAGAGUCGUUAAGAUCUUUACUGUUCCGCAGGUUAACCAUUGAGAGCACCCGGUCUAUGCCAGAAGUAAAAGUCAAUUUCAACAUGUAUUUAAUGAAAUUGUAUUCAUUGCUAAUACUGUUGGCGGCUGUCAUACACAUAAGCCAAGUGGUCGGUGGAGAUGACCUGAAAUACACGGUUUGUGACCAAAGAUCAUUCAAAAUAGAUUCGGCCACAAAAUUGGUCAACACUUCCACAGCAUAUAUCUUCGUAAACGAUCUCUUCGUGAAACUGCAGCUCAUAAAUUACUAUUCAGUCAUUGAGUCGGUUAACAGACUCAGUGUCUGGAGCGACAAAAUCAAAGCACCCAUCGAUAUGGUAGUGAACCACCAGUUCUCCACUGAAAUGCAACUAAUCAACUGUAGGGAUGGCAUCUCAUGGACUGUUGACUAUAGUGCUAACAAAUACAUUAAGUCAGAAAAGACAACUCUGUGUCCGUCAGCCUUUGAGUAUCUUUUAGGCAAAAAGGAUGUCUCGCAUAUAUUGUUAACCAAUUAUGUUAUGUCCGACUCGAAGGACAAGCAGCUAACCAUUAAAGCCGGUGCGAGCACCUAUUUGUUAAGGUCAAAGGGAAAGGACUCCCAUUCCUUGCGACUGGUGGAGAACUGGGAGGACCCUGAGCUCAAAGUGUCGGAACCGUUUACCGCAUUGAACGGCGCGAAGAUAAGGGCCGGUUUGAUACACGACAUGCAUUGGUAUCUGUUUGCCGAUCGGUAUUACUGUAAAGUGGCGCUCAAUGACAGGACAUACAGUGAAUGCAAACCGCAAUCAAUCAAUAAGUGGAUCACAGACUGCGAGGGAAGGGUCGACCCCUUAGGAUCCGCGACAAACACAAACGUAUCGGUUCUGGCGGUGGUCUUAGUGGUGAUCAUAGCGAUGGCGGUUCUCAUUAUCAUUAUAUUCGGACUUUUGAUUUACAAAGAAGUGUCCAAAAACUCCUCCAACACUAACACAACCACGAGUUCAACAAAUUAA
Molecule: messenger RNA, 1899 nt
Organism: Oppiella nova
Lineage: Eukaryota; Metazoa; Arthropoda; Arachnida; Sarcoptiformes; Oppiidae
Source: the annotation of a GenBank genome assembly